Messenger RNA from Charadrius vociferus (killdeer), 1992 nucleotides. It is a transcript of the gene ATXN1L, whose product is annotated as ataxin 1-like. Gene Ontology annotation, biological process: regulation of DNA-templated transcription; anatomical structure development. Bases 1 to 1992 code for a protein of 663 amino acids. Lineage: Eukaryota; Metazoa; Chordata; Aves; Charadriiformes; Charadriidae. Gene Ontology annotation, cellular component: nucleus. The record is from RefSeq and is a predicted model, not a curated record. Gene Ontology annotation, molecular function: protein binding; RNA binding. The transcript is spliced from 2 exons.
AUGAGAGCGGGCCACGAGCGGAGCCAGGAGUGCCUCCCGCCAAAGAAGCGGGAACUUCCCUCCGCCAGCACCGGCACCGAGGGCCCUGGCGAGGCCACGGAAGCAGUGGCAGGGCUGACGGUGGACCAAUAUGGGAUGCUCUACAAAGUGGCAGUGCCACCUGCCACCUUCUCCCCCACGGGUCUGCACCCCGUGGUGAACGUGAGCCCCCUGCCCCCUGCCUUCAAUGUGACCUCGCCAAUAAUCCAGCACCCGGGGGUGCCCUACCCUCCUAUCCACUACACGCAGAUCCCUCCAACGUCCCUCCAGUUCAUCGGCUCUCAUUACACAGUGCCCUAUGCUGUCCCUCCUGGCUUUCUGCCUAGUCCUCUUCUGUCUCCUUCCACCAACCUCACCGCCUCUCAUGUCCCCCACUUUGUGCCAUAUGCCUCUGUCUUCACGGAAGAAGCCGCUCCUUCCCCCCAGACUACCUCUCCUACCCACACCUUCAACAAAUCCGCUUCUGCAGUCUCUCCUUCUGGCCAGAUGCAGCACCAUGCUGGGACCCAGGCGUUAGAUAUUGCACCAGGUAGAAUUCCUGUUUAUUAUCAGAUGUCCCGCCUCCCACCAGGGUAUUCGGCCUAUGAGACACCUACAGCAGGUGGAAGCCCAGAGUCUCCUCAGCAAGACAGUCAGCUGAGUUCAGAGGUAGCAGCUGCCAAUGGUGGACAGAGACAUCUGGAGCAUAAUGUGGUGAGGAGGACCAGCGAGGCUGUGGACUCUGCCAGCAGUAAAGCUGAAGACUGUCUGCCGGGGGCUGCAGCAGGAUGUGUGGUCGAUGGACAGUUCCUUUCAGGUUACCAGACGUUGGGAACAGAGGUCUCUGUGCCAGCUCACAGAAGCACCCCAGAUGCUGAUCUGGAGGUUCAGAGGGUGGUGGGGGUGUUGGCAUCUCAGGAUUAUCAUGUUCUGGCAGCCCAGAGGAAAGAUGACCCGAGCCCUUUAAACCUUUGCCAUAAUAUCCCUGAUCAGCAGGGGGAGUCAAAGGACACGCUGAGGAACGCAGUGGAAAGGGCUGCUGCUGAGAAAAGCCAGUCCAGCAGUCCAUAUGUAAUGUCCCCCGAAGAGCCGGUUAGACAAAGACAAUUAACCAAAGGAAUGGUGAUAGCCAACGGCAAGCCAGUCCUGGUUCCCGUUGGAUCUGAGCCCAUCAGGUCUUCCACUUCAGAAACCCUGGUGAGGCAGAGCCCAGAUGCACAGGCUCGAGGAGGUGUGCUUGAAAAGGACCUGGCCCAGCUGCAGCCACCCAGCUCCUCACACUUGCCCUCUCACUUCAUGAAAGGAGCCAUCAUCCAGCUGGCUACAGGAGAGCUGAAGCGGGUGGAGGACCUGCAGACUCAAGACUUUGUUCGCAGUGCGGAGGUGAGCGGGGGCCUGAAGAUCGACUCCAGCACUGUGGUGGAUAUUCAGGAAAGCCAGUGGCCUGGGCUUGUCACACUGCAUUUUGUGGUUGGGGAACAACAAAGUAAAGUGAGCAUUGAUGUGCCCCCAGAGCAUCCCUUCUUUGUGUAUGGCCAGGGUUGGUCCUCCUGUAGCCCAGGGCGGACUGCUCAGCUCUUUGCUUUGCCCUGUCACAGGCUGCAAGUGGGCGAUGUCUGCAUAUCAAUCAGUUUACAGAGCAUGAAUGGCAACUCCGCUUCUCAGGCUAACUACCCUCUCACAGAUCAGUUGAUAUCUACUAGGGAGAGAUCUGAAAGAACAGCUCAGGGGUCCAGAGAACCAUCUGACAGAGCUGCUGAAAGGAAGAGCCACACAGAUAGGGACAGCGCAGCCCAGAGCUCUCAUGCAGAACCCUCUCAGCCUGAGACUGGCAGUCAGCACAGCUGGGCAGGCCCAGGCUUCCAAAGAUACAGCACGCAGGCAGAGGAGCCUCGGCCCUCUCUGCUCCGUCCCUCUUUCAUUCCCCAGGAGGUCAAGCUGUCUAUCGAAGGGCGUUCUAAUGCAGGGAAAUGA